AAUGAUAGAGAUAAGACAUAAAAGUCUGUUUUAGUAGCAUAUGUAGGUGUUCAUAACCAUUUCAGUUCAUGUUGUUUUUGAUAGAAUAAUCCGGAAUUCAAUACACAAACAUCAUUCUAUUUAUUAUAUUCAUUUGUUAUUAUCCGGUUUAAAUGGCGGUUCGGUGUUUUUCAUUUUGAUUCAAAUUUAUUUUAACUCUACAUCUUCAGGAUGACAAAGAGUUUGAUAUCAUGCCAGUUAUGAAAAAUGUGAAAAAAUGAAACAGCCAAUGAAGUCCCGUGCAAAUUCAAGAGUAAAAUGAAUGAAGAAAGUGGCAGUGAAGUGGGAAAUUUGUUGGAGAGUGGCACAUCAGAUGAAGAAAAACAUGGCAGUAGGAAUUGUGAAGUGUCUGAUAUGGAAGAAGACGUGGGGGAGAGAAGUGAAGAAUCUAACAAACAAGACAUGAGAAAGAUGGACAAGUUAGAGACCGAUGAGUUUAACAUACAAAAAAGAGAAAUAUCAAAUGAUUUGUCAGAGACGAUUGAUGGGAAUAAAGAUGGAAAUUUACAGCAAGACUCGCCAGAAGAGAAGAGAAAUCCAGAGUCACAGAACACGAGGGAAAAUGAGUUGCCUUUAAAGCUUUGUGUCAAAAUGUCCUCAAGAACACCAACAAGAGGGAUCAAGCGAAGCCAUGGAAAACCAAAUUUGAUAAGUUGUAAAAGAAAGAAGCUGGCCCCUAGUAAGAAACUGUUUCAAAAGGAUGCCAGUGUUCCGAGAGCGACAGAGGAAGAAGUUCUCGCUGACAACGAGUGCUCUGAUGACUCCGACAGUGAUGGGUGGCAAAUUCUUGAGGAGAAGUCUGACACAGAGCUGGACAAAGCAUUGGAGAAAAACGCCAGCAAAAAUAAACUGACUGCUUUCAAUGUUAAAACGAUACUCCAUCAAGUCAUUACAAAUGAGCAUGUGGUUGCCAUGGUAAAGAAUACUAUCUUGAAUGAGUUGGCAUCCAAAGAAGAAUUGAAAGCGGCAACCUAUGAACCUAAAAUGACAAGGGCAAAAGUUAAAAAGGUCAUAGAGGAGACAGGAGAUGUGAUGCACCCUUGGCCCUUGACUCCACUGAAGAAGAAGAAGGAACACGUGAAGACGAUUCUAGACAUUGAACUGAGUGAAGAGGAGGAGGACGAUGACUACAAUCCUGAUAAAGAAAAAGAGGAAAGCUUUAGUGAUGAAGACGGUGAGAGCGUGACUUCGUCACAGAUGAGUGACUUUGGUUCCCCCUGUCCCCCCACCCCAGUCACACCCAGUACUCCUACAGCUGUGGAGUCAACUUCAGAUCUUAGGAAUACACCGAGCUCUGAAACGGAAUAUAAGGGGCCUUUUCUGAGCCCAAUGGGACCACCAGUCCGAUUGCCAUUAUAUAGACAGUCGCUCAGUAAGAAGUUCCAAGAUGUAGAAGAAUUGACAGAUAAAACUCGGGAGGACCAGACCAUUGCAGCCAGAACACGAUCAAAGUUAUCGCUGGAGGACACCUCCAUCACUGACCUGGAGUCCACAUUUGUCCCCCCAGAUUUCACCCCAGACAUGUAUGAUAAUCAGUGUGAUGAUAAAGACUGGCAAGGCUUUCUGCAGUCCUUGUAUAAACCCCCAGAAUCCGAGAACACCAAUGAUGGAGUCGAUGAUGAGGAAAAGGACCCUGAAUAUAAUUACUUGGAAGAAAUUGACGAAAUGAUUGACAGUGACGAGGAGCUGAGGGACGACAGGGCGGUGAAAAUAUCCAAGAAAGAAAUGAAUGAGUUGAUGGAUGAACUUUUUGAAUACUAUCAGGAAAUUCAGCCCAUGGAAGAGGAUGAAAAGAAAGCCAUGAAAAUCAAAGCAAAAACACAUUUCAAGAGACAGGUGAUAGAAACUGAGUGUCAAAAACAAGGUAUGGAAAAUCAGAACUACGUGAUUUCAGACAAUGAGAGAGAACAGAUAGCAGACCAGAUGAGAAAGCAUGUACAGUUGUUGACACAGAUGUAUGUUUCUGCAAUGGGAAAUCAGGCUGAAUACAAAGAGGUGGCUAUUUACAGUAAAAACCUUCUGAUGGAAAUAAAUCAGUUCAGUGUCACAAACACACAGUUCAUGACCCCUAAUUCCCUGUAUAAUGCUGCAAAUCUGAGAGAAGCCGUGAACCUGGUCAAUAAAACGGAGGAGUGGGAGCAAAUAGAGAGAAUCAAACCAAGCAAGAAAGGUAUGCAGUAUGUGUCGUCUGAGAAGUCUAUUGCCUCAAUGCUUGUCAAGAAUUACCAUACCUUGUCAAAGAAGAAGAAAGAUUUCAUUCUGAACAUUGUUGGAGAUGCACAUUCUAAAUCGGUGAUAGAGAGACUUCAGUCCAAUAGGCUUGGCAUACCUCAUUUCACCAACCAACAGAAGCAGUUGAUAUGGACUAGUCCCGUCUUCAUGUAUCCAGAGCUGGUGCCCGGUGGAGGCUUCAUGUUCAGGGAAGACCUUCAGGGUAUGCACAGGAGGGUGGCCUUUACCGUGUCGGAGGACAAGUUGAUGGCUCUUGGAUUGGACCAGUUUAAACAUCUGCCAUACAGUCAUGAGUUGAUCAGAAAGUUUCUCCUUCCAUGUAAAACAGAGGAACAAAUAAGAAUUCGCAUCAAGAAUCUCACCAGCUCCAAGGCUUCCCCAAACAUUAUAAAGAAUUACAAGCUGACUAAGAAAUUGCCAGAUUUCCCACAUUUCACUGGAGUCUUCUCCCUUCCUGACAUGAAAUCUCCCAAGAAUCAAGACACUGAGAGACUGCCAACUUGGUGUAAAGAGUUCAAAAUUCGCGAAAUCAUGGCUAGCACUGAUGAGGAUCUGGAGAAAAAUGGAAUGAUGCAGAGGUCAUCCAGUGUCAACAUUCCACUGGUGUCUGUUAGCAAAGAAAUGGUCGAGGAUGACAAGUCCAAUUCCGCUCCAGUUACACCCAUGACCAAGUCACAAGAUCAAGUCCAUACUGUUAUUAUAGUCCCAAACCUUACCCCAGAGAAAUCAGAAGUAGCCAGUGUGUCACCAAGCAUGGAAUCGCCUGCCUUUGAGACGAGUGCUACACAGAGUACACUGCCUGUCAGUGCAAUUCUUCUGACAAAUGUAUCACUUUCUUCAGGAACCAAAACUCUUGGAUUGCCUUUAUCAAACAGUCCAGUAAUUUCUCUACCCAUGGUAGCUGAACAGACUACUAUUCCCUGUCCUGUGAUAACCAAUCAAAUUAGCUCCACAGACUCACCCAUUUCACCCUUGCUAUCAAGCAGUUUCCCAGCUGUGUCCAAUCAAAACAUUUUACCUUUGAACACUAUUCCAAGUGCUAUUAAUCCAUUUACAUGUACCUUAGUUAAUAGUUUUAGCAGACAAAUGAUAUCAGUUCCUACUCUGUCUAGUCAUGUUGUGUCUGUGCCCAGCUUACCCAUCCAAACAUUGCCAAGUCCGACAAUGACAGAGCUCAUCCGAACAAGUCAGACAAUGACAGAGCCCAUUCUAGCAAGUCAGACAAUAACAGAGCCCAUUCUAGCAAGUCAGACGAUGACACAGCCCAUUUUAACAAGUCAUGCGAUGACACAGCCCAUUUUAACAAGUCAGACGAUGACACAGCCCAUUCUAGCAAGUCAGACAAUGACACAGCCCAUUUUAGCUAGUCAGGCAAUGACAGAGCCCAUUCUAGCAAGUCAUACAAUUGCACAGCCCAUUUUAACAAGUCAGACGAUUACACAGCCCAUUCUAGCUAGUCAGGCAAUGACACAGCCCAUUCUAACAAGUCAGACAAUGACACAGCCCAUUCUAGCAAGUCAGACAAUGACAAAGCCCAUUCUAGCAAGUCAGACUGUUACUACUCCAUCUUGCCAAAGUAUGCCCAUCUUGAGUGAGAAGUUUCACUCAUCAGAGUCUGUCAUCAGAGAUUCAUGCUUGCCUCAAAAUAAUCCUUUGUCAUCAAAUCUGCCCAUACACUCUGGUGUAUCAUCGACGGAACUGUACAAUAUGGGUCUGUCUGAUGUUGGUUCAGAUGGUGACAUGGGUAUGGCACAUUCACCCAUCGAGGAUUUGACAACAGGAAUGCAAAGCUGUGGUGAAAUGACUGUUUCUGUUCAGACUGAGAGGUGUAUUUCUCCUGAUAAAAUUGAGCCAACAGUUAAAAUGAAAAAGACAGAUAGUGUUCAUCCGGAAAUGAUGAAGGAAGUUUUGAAGAUGAGAGUGAAUAUGAAAGAUUCUGAUGCUGUUUCAGAAUCCCCAAACAGGAUCAAGAAAAAGCCAUUUUCACCAGGAUUUAUACCCCUACAUCAGGAGUCUGUGCAGACUGAACUCUGUGGAAAUCCAGGUAGUCCAUUAUUAAUCCGAGUGGUAGACAAUGUCCCUAGUCCUGUAGACCAAAGCAAGGAGAAGAAUGAUGUGUCAGUUACAGAAGUGAACAAAAGUGAGAAUGUGAAUGCUUGUGAAAGUAAUUUGUCUGCAGAAAAGAUGGAAAAGAAAGAAAAAGAUACAUUGAGUCAAAGUGAAAUAGAAAAUGUGUUUUUAAGUGACAGCAUGAUACCAGGUUUUAGUCCAGUCAGCAAUCAAUCUGGUAUUUCCAAUACUAGUGUGAAUGCCACCCUGGUUGCUGCGGACAACAGUGGAAGGGAAUCUACAAGUUCUAUCAAACGUUCACCAGAACCAGACUCUGCUGCAUCAUUGAGUCUUUUAGAGGUGAAUCAAUCAAGAAAUGUUCACACUGAUGUCUCACAGGUAUAUGGAACAACAGAAACUAUUUCUUCUGCUCAACAGUUUCCAGAAUAUUCCAGAUCGAGAAAACUACUGGGGAUACCAAUUGAAAAUAAAAUGAAGGUGAACCAGCUUCCGUCCACAAGCAGAAGUGGAGAACAGGAAGCAGACGGUAUCAAGUCAUCGUGUAAAGCCCAUUUAAUAGGAUCAAUGAACAGUUUAUCAUUUACACAGUCUAAACCUCUAGUUUCAGCCAGCCCAAUGAAAUCAGCCCUGGAAAUUGUUGCGACUUACUCUUCUUUAAUGCUCUCUCCCAAGAAGUGUGCCGAAAGCUUUGUCCAGAAAGCUCAGGAGACGACACCUGUUAAAAGUAGAUAUCGUCCUCUUGCACCUAAACCAUACACACCAACAGACAAAACAGUGAGUCCAUUCUUGGGUCCACACAAAAGUCCCAGAAAAAGUCCUAGAAGGCAGCAGCUACAGAGAAAAGCCCGGGCAAUAUGUCCUAAAGGACUUGUGGUGAAAACAGUAAUAUCACCAUCCAAAAAGGCUGCCUCACAAAUCAUGAACAGAGUUUUGGGUAAAGCUCACUGCAAAAUACUGCCCUGCCCACCAGGUUUGCCAAGAAAAGACCUUCAAAUUCGAACCCGAGGGUCAGAAGCCACCCAGGUACCACAUUCAGUAGAGCCACUAAGGGAUGAAGCAGAAACCGAGGUAGAAGGCGUGGAGACGGCCAGUGAAUGUGAUACAGCGGAAUCCGAAUACUUGUCGGAUGAGGUGAUGGAGGACACGGCAGAGGAGAAGAAACGAUCUGCACGAAAGAAUCUUCAGUCAAAAUUUCACAAGAAGCGAGAGGUACGUAACUCUGUGGAGAGUGAUGACACAGAGGCUGAAGAUCCUAAUCUCGACGACAGCCAGGAUGAUGAUGAUUCAGAACACAUUGCAGACCUCAUGGCUGCCAGUACCACCAUCAAAUUUAAUCCAAAAAGCACCCUGUCCAAGGAGUCCAAAGACCUGUCAAGUAAAACAAAACGAAGAAAAGACGCUGCCCUGGCCAUGCUGGUCCCUGAUAUUGUAGACACAGACCCUCAGAAAGAUGAUCGAGACACUGCAUUUGCAAAGGCUUAUUUGACCAAGGUAGCAGAAACUCUGAAAGACGACUUCACCACAUAUAAACAAUUCCUGAAAAUCCUCUACGAGUUUGGGAAGUCUGAACAGUCACCAGUGAAGCUAUACAGAGACAUGACAGAACUCCUGAAGAACUUUCCCGAUUUAGUGGAGGACUUCUCGGUUUUUCUUUCCCCUAGCCAAGCCGUGGAGUGUGGCUGCUUCAUGGAAAACUUGCGUUUCAGGAGAGCUAGGGUUUUCCUACGCAAGUUAGAGGUGUAUGCUGAAAGACACCCAUCUCACUAUCAGAAAAUCAUGAAAAUUCUGACCAAGUGGAGUCCUGGUUCUAAGGAGGAGGACAAAGCAGUGAAGGAGCUGUUAGAACCGGUGCUGAAGUCCCAGCCACAUCUACUGGACGAGUUGUCAUGUUUCUUUGAGGAUGAAAGGCCUCCUGACAGCUACAUGACAGAAUUUGAGGAGAUAACUCUCGGAGACAGCGAUGAAGAGGAAGGAUUCAAGUUCGAUGAAUUUGAGGAAGUGGUAGUCCCGGAGGAUGAGAAUCCAGAUGGAACCAAAAAGUGCACGUGUACCUGUCAUCAAAAUCCCAAAGCCAAAAACUUCCACAUGAGGAAUAUACACUGCACAAACUGCUGUUUGAAGGUGAUAGAUGGAGAGCUUUACUACAGAAUAAACAAACAAGUUCUGAAAAAGGUGAGGGUGAAAUACCACCCAGAGAUCAAUCCCAAUUGCAACCCUCUAGAAAAGGAGAUGGUAGCAGAGCCAACAUCAGCAGCUCAUUGGGAGGAGGAUGAGGAGGCAGCCGAGAAGGAGAAUGUCCAGAUCAUGCAACCAAAGCACAUAGGAAUAAAGUUAAAGAUAUCCAGUAGAAAGAAGGGGAAGCAAGGACGUUUCUUCUCCAUCAAUGAGAUGGCAGAUUCUCCUGUGAAGAAAUCAGCAAGUACAUCUACUGCAGCUAGUGAUGAUCAGGCUUCCAAGAUAGUGAGUCUACCAUCCACAUCCGAACCGCCAAGUGAAAUGGCUGAUGAUGGUGUUCAAAACAGUGAAGAGGGGAUAGAGAAGGAGUCGGCGUCAGAAUCUAGAACUGAUGAACAGGGGGGUUCAGGAAGACACUCCGAGGAAUCUCAGCUCAGCAGUGAAUUACCAGAUCUUAUUCCAUCUCAGGACCAAAAGCGGCAAGAGGAAAUGAACAGUGGUGGAGCAUUGCUGAAGAUCGAGGAAUCUUCUCAACUAUCAAGAGUAUCUAGAACAGUUCAAGUGACUGUCACUGCAGACUGUAAUGAAGACUUUACAGGAGCCAUAAUAUCCAUCCCAAAUAAUGACACAACACCGCCAAAAAAAUCUGACAGAGAACUCACGAUCAGCUCAUGGAUAGAGAGUGCUAAUUUGUCACCUCAGAAAACAUCUCCAUCUGUUGUGGAUGAAGUAGCUAUGAGUGGAUAUAUUCCCCAAAGCAAAGACAGCUCAUCUUCUGAUCUGCUUGCCAAGGCUUUACAUGAGGCCAUGAUAAGUCAGUCUGAUGUGUCUAUGUCUGUAGAUUCAUCUCAGCAAGGCAGGAAUACACAUGAAACAUGUCCCUCUGAAGUCCCAGGGUCAGCAACUGACCAGGGUCUGGGAUUUUCCAUGCUUUCUGAAAUGACAUCUGUAAAAAAUGAUCAAACUGUUGAUGAAUUAAAUUCAGACAAGAAGUUUUUACCAUGUGCUAAAGAAAGAAAACAAAUGGCUGCUACAAGUUCUACAGAGAGGCAGAGGAGGAAAGUGAGUGAGAAAAGACGUAUUGUGCCCACACCAGUCACAGAAGACGCAAGCUGUCCAUCACCUGCUUUUUCCUUGUCCAGCAUAGACAAUGUUGGAUUCCUUAAAAGUCCCACAGAUUCUAGUCAGAUUAUUGCUUACACAAACUCGCCAGUCUUCGGUAGUGAAAAUUCUAAUCCAUCUCUUGCACCUUAUAAUCAAAACAUAAGCCCAAAUCCAAAAAUGCAUACUGCAGAAGAAUCCCUGCCAAGUUGUUUUACUGCAGAGCAAGAACUAAGAUUAAUACCAAACAGAAUCCAACAGUCACCUAUGUCUGCAUCUUCUCCGUCCGGAACAAUCAUUUCCAGUGUUGUUGGAUUUGGUCAAGAAGAAUCAAAUACAUGUGGUAGCAUUGGUCAGAGGCCUGGUAGAUCAUCUAAUGAAAGGGAGACAAAUCCUGCAGCACCACAGAUUGCAUGGACAAGGGAUAUGGAUAAAAUGAUUUUAGAAACUGUAAAACUACAUGGGCCUGGCUCAAAGACAUUUGAUGACAUCACAAAACAAAUUCCAGGAUCAACACCAGCUUCUGUGAUAGAUAGAUUUCAUAUUCUGUUAGAAAUGUUGGCAGACGACACACCAAGUGAAGAUGACACAACAGAGGAGGGCAUGGAGUCCUCAAGCUGAUGAACUGGGCCUGUAAACAGGGUGUAUAUCCUAAUAGGGCAAGCUGAUGAACAGGACCUGUAAACAGGGUGUAUAUCCUAAUAGGGCAACUCCUCACACACAAUCUAUAGAAUCUCAGAGAUUUAAAACUCCCAUGUUUAUUUAGAUCAGAUGUUUUGUUAUUUUGUUGAAGGAUUGUAUACAUCUAUCACCAAUUUCUUAUUUUGUUAUGCGUAAAAUUUUCAGUCAUCAUGUACAAAAAUUUAUGAUUUGUACAUCAAUAUUUUUGAUGUAUUUUUUAUUACUAUUUUUUUCUUCUUUGUUAGACCUGAAAUGAAGAAGGCCUAUAUUUGUAAAAACAAUUCAUCAGUACUUGUUUUGAAACAUAUCUGGCUAUCAUCUCUCUAUGUACAGUAUAGAGUUCUUUCACAUGUAUGUGCUUAGUUUUUUAGUGUUAUUUAAUUAUUACUUUGUCAAGUGCUAUUAGCAUUGUGUCUUGUGAUGUCCUGUUAAAUAUUUAUGUGUUCAAGCACCCCAGAUUUUCUAUUGUUAGUAAACAUUAUAUUCAGUGAUGCAUGGUUGCUGAUAAUUAUAAUAAAUCUUGUGUUCGAAUU
Molecule: messenger RNA, 8831 nt
Organism: Ostrea edulis (European flat oyster)
Lineage: Eukaryota; Metazoa; Mollusca; Bivalvia; Ostreida; Ostreidae
Product: GON-4-like protein
Exons: 29
Coding region: 298-8238 (2646 amino acids)
Biological process (GO): regulation of DNA-templated transcription
Cellular component (GO): nucleus
Molecular function (GO): transcription coregulator activity
Source: RefSeq, a predicted model, not a curated record